GAGGAUGUGGGGACAAUGGGGGAAGUCAGUGGCUGGGGCCGAACGGAUCCCGAUGACUCGUAUCAUCCCAUUGAUCUACAGACCGUUUCUCUGCCCCAAGUCAGCCUUGAGCAAUGUACCUUGGCUUAUAAGUUCUACGCCGUUACUGUGGACGAUACUCAAGUCUGCGCCGGUUAUCUCUCCGGAGGACAAGAUGCCUGCCAGGGCGAUAGCGGUGGCCCGUACUGGGUAGUAGACGAAGCGGGCAUUCAACGGGUCGUCGGUAUAGUGAGCUACGGUAUAGGCUGUGCACAACCCGGUCUGUAUGGCAUCUACACCCGUGUGAACUCCUUCAACUCGUGGAUCGUGUCGUACCUCAGUGGGGGCGUCCAGACGAGAGCUGACACGUAUGUGUAUGCGGCUGAGGAAGACGAUGCUAACAGGGACUACAGCUACAACCCCGACGCAAACGACUUUUCCAGGGCGGAGGCUUCGACCUCAGACAGCUCGGUACUUUCCGUGGGGGCUAUUGUAGGUAUCGCUGUAGGGUGUGUGGCGGUGGUAGGUAUAUUUGUGGGUGGGGCUGUGUUUGUGGUGAAGAGGAAGAAACAGAUCAGCACUCCCAACUCGAAUACGUCGGCCCAACUGAGGGAAAGUUCGGUAGGAGUGCGCGAGAAUGAAAGCAGCACGAGUGUGACGGAUGUGAGUGGGAGGUCCAAUGACAAGACGCUGUUCGUUUAGUUUUAGGGUGAUUAGAGUGGUUGCGGUAGCACGAUCACGUAGGAUAUGCUGAUGGGCCAUAUCCAAAACAGAGCAUGUAUUUAGACUUUAGAGUUGCCUUGAAAUAAAAUGUGGC
Messenger RNA from Sphaeroforma arctica JP610, 835 nucleotides. RefSeq lists its product as hypothetical. Gene Ontology annotation, biological process: proteolysis. The record is from RefSeq and is a predicted model, not a curated record. The coding region runs from base 16 to 720 and encodes 234 amino acids. NCBI's taxonomy places the organism in Eukaryota, Ichthyosporea, Ichthyophonida. Gene Ontology annotation, molecular function: serine-type endopeptidase activity. The transcript is spliced from 4 exons.